AUGUGGAGCUGCAACGAUUUCCGUGUCGUGGUAACCGCUGCUGCGGUUGUCGUUGUGCACGUGACGACAGCGAAAUCAUCGUCGUCGUCGAUCUCUAGUGCUAUUUGCUACGACGUUACCGAGUGCCACGUGAAUGGGUCGCCGUCCAAGAUGUGUGACCGCACAGGGAAGGGAUGCCAUCCAUGCCUCAGUGACCGAGAGAACGACUCGCUCUUUUCCAUGUUACAUUUGAAAGCCGAGUACAACUGCUUUGCGGUCAGAAAUGACGGCGAGUGUCCAAGCGGCACGACCAAGUGUGCUACAACUUUGACAAAGGAAGACGAAGACGUAGAGCAAGCACAAAAGGAAGACGAAGACGCAGAGCAAGAGGAAAAGGAAGUGAAAUUUACGACAGGGUCGGCGGAGGCUGAAAGUCCGGAACAGAAUCCUUUCUCGUCCUUGCUGGCUAACUUGACUAAGGACGAAUUGGAUUCUUCCGGCAGCGCUUUGUCCGAACCGACGAGCCUUAACUCUUCUUCCAUGACCAAGCACGGGACCCCGCUUGCACCCAUCGAUAGUGCCAGCGGGAGCUCCGCCACGUCCGGAGCAAAAAAAAAAUCCACGACCGAGGAGCCCAUGAAGCCAGUCUCCAAGAGUUUGCCGUUGUCGUCGUCUCCGAGCAGUGAUGACUCAUCUGAAGAAGCAUCUAGUGCCUCCGCCAGCGCCAAUUCUGAGUCCUUAUCCAAGUCUUCUUCAGCUCAGGAGUUGGACUCAAUAGUGCGAACCUCUGCUGAAACCUUUGGAUCCGAGGAAGAGCUUGCCGACAAUGUGAGUGAGACGGUGGCCCCGGUCACGAAGUCAACGACAACUCAGUCCACCAUCAGGGACACGGCACUUAGUGAGAAAAACAGAUUGACAAACGGCGCACCCGACUCGACCCCGGGUACCGGCAUCAACUUUGGCUUGAUCCUGGGUAUCGUUGGUGGUGCUACUGCGAUAGCAGCCGUCGCAGCUUUUGUCGUUUGGAAAAAGAAUGAGGGUGGUGAUGAUUCGGACGAUGAAGAAGCAGCGUUCUCUCCCAGCAAGCCAGCUUCGACCCAUAAAGCGACCGCGCUACCAUCUGCAUCGUCAGCAACGACAGCGUAUUCAGCUCACACGAGCUGCUUCGAAAGCGACAAUCUCGAGUACCAGUACGACAAUGAUCAGCACCACAAUUACGGCGGCGGCGGCUACGGUGGCAAUGGCUUUCCAGGCGCCACGGCAACGCAGUACGCUGAUGGUGGAGGAGUUGCACCUGGAACGUUACCAGUCAACUACGGCCACCCGUUUCCCAUCGACAUCGAUGACGAUGACAACAAUAUACUGCGCCGAACAGACAGCAUUCUGGGCGGAACGGGUGUCAUGGCUAGCACCACAUCGAGUUUGCACAAUCCUUUCGAGUUCACCGCCGGUUCGAGUUAUGCCAUGAGCGACACUGACCAGGACUUACGGGACAGUGGCGAUGAACUCCAUGGAGCCAGUACUGUGUCCGUGGAGUUUUAG
This is a messenger RNA of Peronospora matthiolae, 1521 nucleotides long. Lineage: Eukaryota; Oomycota; Peronosporomycetes; Peronosporales; Peronosporaceae. The record is from the annotation of a GenBank genome assembly.